AUAAAGAAAGAAAAAAGAAUAGCAAUUAAACCACCUGCCUCGAACUCCACCUAGUAACGAAGAAAUCAAGACCCCAAAUCCGGUGAAAAACAUGGGAAUCUCCGCUUUCAAACACCUAUAACGUAGCUAAAGAAAAAAGGAAACUGAUCCAUGCAAGAGAAAAGUUGAGCAUUGCUAUAUUAUAAAACCCAAGAAAAGAAAUGAUAACCAUGCAAGACCCAAUCGGGAUUCCCGCUUGUUUUUCAUCAGGUGAGAAGCCAACCGACCAUGAUCUGGCGGUAACCAGGUCGGGUCAGAGUGUUUUCAUGUCAGUUUACCGUACAAAAAUGGCGGAUCACUGUCGUUUGAUCACCGUCACUUGGUGCAAGAAUCUGUUGCUUCAUGGUCUUUCCAUAUCGGUGGAAGGUCCCGAGGGGGAGUCUCAGUAUACCUGCAAAAUCGAGCUUAAACCAUGGUAUUUUUGGAGGAAACAAGGCUCCAAACGCUUCACGGUCGAUGAUGGUAAACCCGUUGAUAUCUUCUGGGACUUGAAAUCUGCUAAAUUCAACGGCGAAACCGAGCCUGGAUCUGAUUACUACGUUGCUGUUGUUAGCGAGGAAGAGAUUGUUUUACUCCUUGGGGAUCUAAAGCAAGAUGCUUAUAGGAAAACCGGAUGCAGGCCUGCAAAUUUUAACCCCAUUUUUGUCUCGAGAAAAGAGCAUAUAUUUGGGAAAAAGAAGUUCAGUUCAAGAGCUAAAUUUCAUGAAAAAGGUAGGUUUCAUGAGAUCUCAAUCGAAUGCAAGAGUGGGGUUGAUGAUGAACCUGAAAUGGAGAUGAGAAUUGAUGGACAAUUGGUCCUACAUGUCAAGCAUCUCCAAUGGAAAUUUAGAGGUAAUGAGUCCAUUUACGUCAACAAAACAAGAGUUGAACUUUAUUGGAAUGUUCAUGAUUGGCUUUUUAACCCUGGUUUAAGGCAUGCUUUGUUUAUAUUCAAGCCUAUUUCUUCUUCUUCUUCUUCUUCAUCUGAAACAGUGAGCAGUGCUCCAUCAGAAGGGUUUAAUCACAAUGGAUUGUCUGAAUAUUGCUUGUUUGUGUAUGCGUGGAAAGUUGAAUGACAGCAAAGAGGCCAUAGGUCGCUUCAAAAUCAAUUCAUGUGAUUGGGAGCGUAUGAAUCCCGAAAAAGGGUUGGAUUUACUUACAGCUGGGACUGAAACAAGUGGGCAAAUUUGGACAAAGGCAGAUUGAAUACCAAACAUGCCUAAUAAUUCUCCAUAUCCAGAGGCAUCUGCCAUUUCCAGGCUCCAGCUGUUUUGUUUUUUAUUUUUAUUUUUAUCUGAUCUGGAUAAGUGAGCUGUUAAGCAAAGCUCCUUUCAGUACACUAUUAUGUAUGUUUUUCUGAUAUUUUAUAUAAUAUAUUGAAGUACAAAA
This is a messenger RNA of Gossypium raimondii (Peruvian cotton), 1407 nucleotides long. RefSeq lists its product as uncharacterized. The record is from RefSeq and is a predicted model, not a curated record. The transcript is spliced from 2 exons. NCBI's taxonomy places the organism in Eukaryota, Viridiplantae, Streptophyta, Magnoliopsida, Malvales, Malvaceae. The coding region runs from base 201 to 1094 and encodes 297 amino acids.